AUGAAGUUUCUUGUGACUUUUUGGGUCCCAGCUGUUGGAUGCAGAUUGCAAAGACAUAAUAGUAGGAGUCGGGGUGAUGAAAGCAGUGGUGGUAGUGCUGGUGGUGGUGGCUGCGGUGAAGGUGUGGUGGUGAUGCUAAUAGUGGGAUGUGUUGGUUGGGGGUGGAGAGGUAACAAUGGUGGUAGGGCGGUGGUAGCACUGGUAGUGGCGGCAAUGAUGGUGGUAAUGGCAGUUGUGGUUAUGGUGGCAAUGAUGGCGGUUGUGGUAAUGGUGCAUGGUGGUGGUGGUGACGAUGACAGCAUCAAUGGUGGUGGUGGUGGUGGCGAUGACAGCAUCAGUGGUGGUAGUUGUGGUGGCAAGAAUGGUGGCAAUGGAGGUAAUGAUGGUGGUGACAAUGGUGGUAGUAGUGACAGUGGUGGAGGUUGUGGUUAUGGCGGUGGUGGUGGCAAAUAUGGUGGUUGUAAUGGCAGUGAUGGUAUAAGGUUAGUAUUUGUAGUGGUCGGUAUUAGCAUUUACUUUUUCUCUAAAGAAUAA
Malus domestica (apple) is the source of this 534-nucleotide messenger RNA. The record is from RefSeq and is a predicted model, not a curated record. NCBI's taxonomy places the organism in Eukaryota, Viridiplantae, Streptophyta, Magnoliopsida, Rosales, Rosaceae.